AUGGCCCGCUGCGAGCGGCUACGUGGUGCGGCCCUGCGCGGCUUGCUCGACAGGGCGCAGGGGGUCUUGUUCGACUGCGAUGGGGUGCUGUGGAACGGCGAGCGCGCCGUGCCAGGCGCCCCGGAGCUACUGGAGCGGCUAACGGAGGCCGGCAAGGUGGCGCUGUUCGUGAGCAACAACAGCCGGCGCACGCGGCGCGAGCUGGUCCUCCGCUUCGAGCGCUUCGGCUUCAGGGGGCUGUCCCACGAGCAUCUCUUCUUCAGCUCCGCGCAUUGCGCCGCGCGCCUGCUGAGCCAGCGCCUAUCCGGGCUCGACACCCCGGGUGCUGUGUUCGUGCUGGGCGGCGAAGGGCUGCGCGCCGAAGUGCGCGCCGCGGGGCUGCGCCUGACGGGGGACCCCGGCGGGGACCAGCGCGUGCGCGCCGUGCUCGUGGGCUACGACGAGCACUUCACCUUCGCCAAGCUGAGCGAGGCGUGCGCACACUUGCGCGACCCCGACUGCCUGCUCGUGGCCACCGACCGCGAUCCGUGGCACCCCCUCAGUGACGGCAGCCGAACCCCCGGCACCGGGAGCCUGGCCGCUGCGGUGGAGACAGCUUCGGGUCGUGAGGCCCUGGUGGUGGGCAAGCCCAACUCCUACAUGUUUGAGUGCAUCACAGAGCACUUUGGCAUGGACCCCAGCCGCACGCUCAUGGUGGGCGACCGCCUGGAGACCGACAUCCUCUUUGGCCACCGUUGCGGCCUGACCACCGUGCUUACCCUCACCGGAGUGUCUCGCCUGGAGGAGGCCCAGGCCCACCUGGCGGCUGGCCAGCAUGAGCUGGUGCCUCAUUACUAUGUAGAGAGCAUCGCGGACUUGAUGGAAGGGUUGGAGGGCUGA
Molecule: messenger RNA, 879 nt
Organism: Chrysochloris asiatica (Cape golden mole)
Lineage: Eukaryota; Metazoa; Chordata; Mammalia; Afrosoricida; Chrysochloridae
Gene: PDXP
Product: pyridoxal (pyridoxine, vitamin B6) phosphatase
Exons: 2
Coding region: 1-879 (292 amino acids)
Cellular component (GO): cytoplasm
Molecular function (GO): pyridoxal phosphatase activity
Source: RefSeq, a predicted model, not a curated record